Messenger RNA from Cryptococcus deneoformans JEC21, 1032 nucleotides. RefSeq lists its product as hypothetical. The record is from RefSeq and is a predicted model, not a curated record. Lineage: Eukaryota; Fungi; Basidiomycota; Tremellomycetes; Tremellales; Cryptococcaceae. Bases 193 to 867 code for a protein of 224 amino acids. The transcript has 4 exons.
GUAUGAUUGAUCAUCACUGUUUGGAAUCAGCAAUCUUAAAGUUCGGGGCGUCUUUUCACAAAGGGGUAUAAGAACUGGUCAGAAAGCCGUUUCGCAUCAUCGCGCUCACUUGUUUAGACUUUUGGUUAUCCGCAGUUAAAAUCAGACGCUAUCUACAUCUUAUCUAUAACAUUCAAAAGCAACCACAUCAUCAUGCGCAGUGUCACUCUCCUCCCCAUCCUUGGUGCCAUUUCCGUCACUGCCAUGGACAUUAUUGAACCGCGUCACAUGUCCCUCAUCUCUCGUCAACUCGACUCAUCAACCAUCCCUGCCGCAUGCCAAUCUACUUGCCAAUCAGCCAUGUCCAUCUACAGCGACUGCACGAGCGGUGACACCAGUGGCUGUCGGCAAGUCUGCCAGCAGAGCAUCUUUAACGAGUUUAUCGACUGCCUUGAUUGUACGAGCGAGCAGCUCGCAAUGACUACUUCCGAACAGAGCUUGUUGAACAGUGCCGUUGAACAGUUGAAAGAUGUUUGUGGACAGACUGGAUCGAGCGUGACUGGUACACUUGCAGGCGUAUCCGUCACUACUAGUCCCAUCGCCUCUGGCUCUGCUGCCGCUAGCGCUACAUCUGCCGUUUCCGACAUUCUCAGCUUCACUUCUGCCGCUUCUGGUAUCACUAUUGGCAGCGGCGUUUCUGGUACUGCCUCUGAAGCCGUCACCACCACGUCUUCAUCCCCCGGGGUUGCUACCAACGCUGCCACUUCUGGCGCUAACAGUGGCGCCGUGGGCGAGGCCAGUGCCGCUUAUCCCGUGAUGGGCGGUAAGCUUGUUGGAUCAGGUGUUGCAGCAUUUGUUGUCAUUGCCGGAGCCUUGUUCGUCCUUUAAAACUCUUUUCAUCCUGCCAUGAGGGAGCAGUAAAUUUGGGACUGAAUAGGUACUUCUCAAUACCGGCGGUUAUAUGUCGUCGUGAAGUCUUGAUGUGUUAUUUUUUUUGGUAUCUCUUGAAUAAUAGGACGUUGUUUAUGAAAGUCAUGCGAACUGAUAGAUCCG